Messenger RNA from Pistacia vera, 809 nucleotides. Its product is annotated as 50S ribosomal protein L17. Gene Ontology annotation, biological process: translation. Gene Ontology annotation, molecular function: structural constituent of ribosome. NCBI's taxonomy places the organism in Eukaryota, Viridiplantae, Streptophyta, Magnoliopsida, Sapindales, Anacardiaceae. Bases 107 to 589 code for a protein of 160 amino acids. The record is from RefSeq and is a predicted model, not a curated record. The transcript is spliced from 6 exons. Gene Ontology annotation, cellular component: large ribosomal subunit; ribosome.
CCAAAAGCUGCUCCGUUUUCGUUUCAGGGUUUCCAUUUCUAGGGUUUAUCAUUUCUCUCUGAAUCUCUCUCUCUCUCUCAACAAGCUUCUGAUUUUCACUCUGAAAAUGACGAAAUUUCGGAAGCUUAAUCGACCCACCGGUCACAGAAUGUCUAUGCUCAGAACAAUGGUCUCUCAAUUGGUGAAGCACGAGCGGAUCGAAACCACUGUUGCCAAGGCGAAAGAAAUUAGGCGUCUUGCUGAUAAUAUGGUACAACUUGGAAAAGAGGGUUCUCUGUGUGCUGCAAGACGUGCUGCAGCAUUUGUACGAGGAGAUGAUGUUAUUCACAAGCUAUUUACAGAGCUGGCUUACCGAUACAAAGAUAGAGCAGGUGGAUACACAAGAGUACUUCGAACUCGUAUACGAGUUGGUGAUGCGGCUCCAAUGGCCUAUAUUGAGUUUGUCGACAGAGAAAAUGAGCUUAGGCAGUCAAAACCGCCAACCCCUCAACCACCACCAAGAGCUCCCUUAGAUCCUUGGACAAGAUCCCGGCUCACAAAGCAGUUUGCUUCCCCAAAAGAAGAAAAAGUCUCCGAGUCUGAGAUAUGAUAUAUGCAGUUGUAUGAAUCUUUUGAUUUCAUUGUUUGAUAGCCUGCAAUAUCCUCAAUUCUUCUGAUGCUGAACCUUUUUUGAGCAUUAAUCAAGUAUACCGCACUUAAAUUUUGCCUGUGUCAAUCUUAUAUUCCGCAGUCAUUGUGUGAUGUUACUAGAACAUUUAUAAGAAAGUCUCUCAAAAUAGGGAUCAAAUAUCUUGCCUCUUUUUUCUCUA